Molecule: messenger RNA, 5200 nt
Organism: Spirodela intermedia
Lineage: Eukaryota; Viridiplantae; Streptophyta; Magnoliopsida; Alismatales; Araceae
Source: the annotation of a GenBank genome assembly
AUGAGGAACAUCUUCCUCUCUGAUACCUGCAAGGAGACGCAGCUCCACCCCCUCAUUCCGCAGGCCUGGCUUCAGGUGGAGAGGGGAAAGGUCUCAAAGCCGUCCUCAUACGCCUCUUCUUCCAUGUAUGUGUUCUCCUACUUUUCCCCUUCUUCCCUGAAGAAUAAGCUUCCGAUUCUAAUGCGCCAGCCUCUCUCUUCAUUUCUGGAUCUCCAGCGAAUCUCUCAUCAGGGUCGCCGAGCCGCCGAUUCUGCCUCUCUUCAAGCCCGUUGACUAUGUGGAAGUGUUGGCCCAGAUUCACGAAGAGCUAGAGUCUUGCCCCCCCGACAAGCGCUCGGAUCUCUACUUGCUGCAGUUUCAGGUCUUCAGGGGCCUCGGGGAAGGGAAAUUACUCCAGCGGAGCCUCCACUCUGCCUGGCAGAGGGCGUCCUCCUACGAGAAGCUCAUCUACGGGGCGUGGCUCAAGUAUGAGAAGCAGGGGGAUCAAGUCGUCUCCGACCUUCUCUCCUCGUGUGGCAAGACCUCCCAAGACUUUGCUCCCCUAGACAUCGCGUCGGAGUUUCCCACCGAAGCUGUCCGGAACCCGGGCACAAGUUUCUCUGAAGAUCUCAUGGAGGAUUCCAGCGCAGUCUUCUUCCGAAUAGGAGGAGACGUAAUAGCAAGCGAUCGGAGAAGGAUUGCGGCCCUGUCGAAGCCAUUUCACACCAUGCUGUACGGGUCCUUCACAGAAUCGCAGAUCGAAGUCAUAGACAUGUCGAAGAAUGGGAUCUCUGCUCUGGCAAUGCGGGAAGUCAUUAAAUUCAGCAGAACUGGGAGCCUGGGCGAGCUGCCCCCAAAUCUCCUGCUGGAAAUCCUGAUCUUUGCUAACAAGUUUUGCUGCGAGAGGCUUCGGGAUGCUUGCGACAGGAACCUCGCACCCUUUGUUUCCUCAACACAAGAUGCCGUUGACCUCAUGCAAUGCGCUCUGGAAGAGAAUUCUCCCAUCCUCGCCACCUCGUGCCUGCAGAGUCUCCUGCACGACGUGCCCGGGUGCCUCAAGGACAAGCAGGCUGUCGAGAUCUUCUGCAAUGUCAAUAAGCAGCUGAGGGCGGUCAAGGUUGGACGUGCCUCCUUCUGUCUCUACAGUUUCCUGUGCGAGGUCGCCUUGAAUGCCGACCCAAGAUCAGACACCACAGUCCGAUUCCUGGAGUGCUUGGUGGAGUCGACAGAGAACAGCAGACAGAAGCAGCUGGCAUAUCACCAGCUGGGUUGUGUGAGGCUCCUGAGGAAGGAGUACAGUGAGGCAGAGCGGAGCUUCGCCAUCUCCUUCCAAGAGGGGCAUGUCUACUCUGCCGCUGGGUUGGCAAGGCUGGAAUUCCUUCGAGGUGAGAGAGUUGCAGCAUAUGAGAGGAUGAGCUCCGUCAUAUCUUCCUCCCCUAUCCGCCUCGGAUGGAUGUACCAGGACAGAUCUCUCUACGCAGAGGGGGACGGUGUGUGGGAGGAUCUCAAAGAGGCCACGGAGCUCGAUCCCACUCUCAUCUAUCCAUACAUGUAUCGGGCGGCGGUGUUGAUGAGGAAGCAGGAUGCACAGGCAGCGCUGGCAGAGGUGAACCGGGUCAUCGGGUUCAAGCUGGCGCUGGAGUGCUUGGAGCUCCGGUUCUGCUUCUAUCUGGCCCUCGAGGACUACCACAAUGCCCUGUGUGAUGUCCAGGCGAUCCUCACUUUGUCCCCAAAGUAUCGGAUGUUCGAGGGGCGGGUGGCUGCUUCCCAGCUGCGGACCCUGGUCCAUGAACAUGUUGUGCAGUGGACCACGGCGGACUGCUGGAUGCAGCUCUACGACCGGUGGUCGUCGGUGGAUGACAUUGGGUCCUUGUCGGUCAUCUACCAGAUGUUGGAGACCGGUGUGCCUAAAGGUGUCCUCUACUUCCGGCAGUCUCUGCUUCUUCUUCGGUAUGUCUCUCGUCGCCUUUUCUUAAUUGAUCAAAUACUUUCCAAACAUGUUUGUAUAUAUUAUAGACAUGGAUGAUAUGGGCCUGGGUGGUCAGGUUGAAUUGCCCGGAGGCGGCGAUGCGAAGCUUGCAGCUGGCACGGGAGCAUGCCAGCAACGAUCAUGAACGGCUGGUUUACGAAGGAUGGAUUUUGUACGACUCUGGGCACUGUGAGGAGGGGCUCCAGAAGGCGGAGGAGUCCAUCAGGCUGCAGAGGUCGUUUGAGGCUUUCUUCUUCAAGGCUUACGCACUGGCGGACUCGAGCCCCAAUCUUUCCUGCUCUGAGACCGUCAUCUCUCUCCUUGAAGACGCCCUGAAAUGCCCCUCGGACAGGCUCCGCAAGGGUCAGGUAUGAUGCCCCGUGUUCUUCGAUGAUUCCUUGAUGCCCCUCCCUUCUUUUGAUCAAGUUUUAUGCGAAAUUGAGUGAUGGUGAUCUCGCAUCAGACUGAUUUGUCGUCCUUCAAUUUCCGCAAUGCGAUGCUCUACUUGUUGCCCAUGAAUAACUAUCGAUGCCAUCGAGUAUAAAACCUUGGUGGGUACUAUGUGCCACGAACAUGGUCCUCUCACAACGCUCUUGUUAUCUCUUUGGAAGGAGAACGGAGAACAAUAAAUUAGAUGAACAGAAAAAAUGCGGAAAAAAGGCAAUAUAAAGAUAUGGGGAAUGUAGUUUGCCCUAGUGAAUCCAGUUGACGAGGAAAUUGUGGGGAAUGCAGGAUUUUUUGCUUUCUUAGAUGGAAAAGGGUUCGAUUAUAAUUUGACCAUGGUGUUCAUCAGAAAGUCUCACCCAUUUGUUUCAUCCCAUGAUUUCUGUAGUUCUUUAGUGCAGAGAUGCUGCAAAAAUAUGUUGUAAUGUAGAAUGGAAUCAUUUUUUCCCUAAAAUUUGCAUUAUUUUUCUGAAAGCUGCUGAAGUGUCUGCGCCUCGAGAAACAUCUCUCUUGAACUUCAUACACCAGUUCUUGCAAGACCAGGCGAGCAUUUCUCUUGAACAAGUGCCUCUGAUCUGUUUUUGUUUAAUCACUGGUCGCCAUGAUCCUCCUGACUUUUCCUAUUGGCCAUGUGGGAAACAUGGGUUACUGACUUUGGUGGCAAGUCACUCAGACAUCAAUAAGUUGGAUUUGUAGAUCAUAGUGAUCAUCUUCUACAUGCACAUGACCAGGCUUUUCAAGUGGAUUGCAUUAUUUUAUUGGGGCUUUGAACAUAAGCUUGUAUGCGUCAAAGCUGCGGUCAGUCUGGUUCAUUAUUUAUAAGUUGGAAGUUAAUUCAUGGAAUCCAUCUUCUGAGUAGGCCAGUCGUGGGUAGAUCUUGCUUUUCUUUUCCAGAUUAACUUAAAACUGAUUCUAAUUGGUCAUUGAUUCGUAAACAAUAACUGACAACAUGCUAAACGAAUCCCAUCUGGACAAUUGAUGAGAAAUCAUGCCAGCAGACAGAUAGCAGCUGGAUUCAUUCAUGGAGGAGGGGAAAGGUCAUGAUUUUGUCUCUACUUCAAAUAAUAAUAAUAAUAAUAAAAAUAAUAAAAAUAAUAAAAAUAAUAAUGGGUUCCUUGUACUGAGAUUCACUGUUACUGACUAUUUCGUUUGAUCAUCUUCGCAAUUAGAUGGGCUAAAUUUAUUUAUGCAAAUUGCCUUCAUGGUUUUGACCGUGAUAUUAUUUGUCUGGUUUAUCGACGUACUGUGCUUGCCACUUCUUCGUCGCAACCAUUCCAUCUCCCUUGUGUGUGCUGUAAAUGUAAAGUCUCUCUCCCUUACCGGUUCCCGAUCGAGCUGAUAAGGGCCGUAUGUACACUCGUUUGCAGCUGUAAAGUCUAGGGACGGCUGUCUGUGACGUCGUCUUAGAAAUUCUUGGGAAAUCUUGCUCUCAUGGCAGCUUCAUCGGUGAUGAGUUGCCAGAACCCUUCUCCCCUUUAGGGGGCAUUUCUUUCACCGGGACGCCACCUUUCAUGUGGCGGAUUACGAACAGAAGUUCCCUAGCUCUCUGUUUCUCAUCCAAAGGGGGAGUUUUUUCUUCCUCAUUUUUCUAUUUCUGCCCAGAAUUCUUUUGACACAUUGUCGGCUAAACCUGCUGUUUUUUAAGGCUUCUUCAGUUUUUUUUUUAAUUUUUAUUUACAAAAUCCCCUUUGCUUUGUGAUACGGGUGCUUUUUUCUCCCUCAAGGAUUUCCUUUUUUGCCAACAUCACCCCAGUUCGGAAUCUAAUGGCGUUAAGAAUCCGACCCUUAGAACUCUGUUGUGGACUUGUGGUGGUGGGAAUUAGGCGGGCAACAGGGGAUUGAAAGGCCGGUUGUGAUGGGCAUUCCUGAAUGAUGCUGACCAGCAUGGCGUCUCAAUGGCUUACUGAAAGCGCAUUGAUCACCACCCUGUUGACUGAUCGUAGAAUUGAAUGCUCUGAGCGAAGACUGGUGCUUCGUGGAUGCUUCGAUUCUAGAAUGAGUUGCAGUAAGCUGACGUUCAUAAAAUCAUUUUAAAGCUUCCAGCGCAGAAUGAGUUGCAGCGAAGUGAUUCUGCCGAUUCUUCAGCCUCUGCUAUGUAGAUUUUCCCCCUCUUUCUCUCUCUCUCUCUCUCUCUCUCUCUCAUUCUUCUGCGUCCAACUCCAUUCAACAGGCCUUGAACAACCUCGGAAGCAUAUAUGUGGACUGCCAGAAGCUUGAACUGGCGGCGGAUUGCUACAUUAGCGCCCUGAAGAUCCGGCACACGCGUGCCCACCAGGGCCUGGCUCGAGUCCAUUUCCUCAGGAACAACAAGAACGCCGCCUACGAGGAGAUGACGAAGCUGAUCGAGAAGGCCCGGAACAACGCUUCCGCCUACGAGAAGAGAUCGGAGUACUGCGAGCGCGAGCUCACCAUGGAAGACCUGCAGGUGGUGACCCAAUUGGACCCAUUGCGAGUCUAUCCCUACAGAUACCGCGCUGCAGGUUAGAUUCGUGGCCGGGUGAAAAUAUAGAGCUCAGAUUGGUAACUUCAUGGCGGAUGGUGUUGAUCUUUGGUGGGUCUUGCUUGCUCUGGUGUGGUGUUUUUCCAGUGCUGAUGGACAGCCACAAGGAGAAGGAGGCGAUAGCGGAGCUGACGAGGGCGAUUGCGUUCAAGGCAGAUCUGCACCUCCUCCAUCUCCGCGCCGCCUUCUACGAGCACAUUAGGGACGUCUCCAGCGCCCUCCGCGACUGCCGCGCCGCCCUCUCCGUUGACCCCAACCACCAAGAGAUGCUGGAGCUCCGCAGCCGCGUCAACUGCCUGGAGCCUUGA